Messenger RNA from Drosophila nasuta, 714 nucleotides. RefSeq lists its product as uncharacterized. The record is from RefSeq and is a predicted model, not a curated record. Lineage: Eukaryota; Metazoa; Arthropoda; Insecta; Diptera; Drosophilidae. The coding region runs from base 1 to 714 and encodes 237 amino acids. The transcript is spliced from 3 exons.
AUGGACUACGGCAGUCCGGAUUACUAUGGCUUCAGCAAGGCAUUUAAGAUGAAGGAUUUCGGUGCAGUGAAAACGUGCUUGGGUAUCGAAUUCAAACAGGAUAAGAAGAAACGUGAAGUUUUCAUUUCUCAAGAAAAGUAUAUCAACGCUGUACUUAAGAGAUUUGGAAUGAGUGAAUUUACAUCACGACCAGAUAUAGCAUAUGCGGUAAAUUUCAUGAGUCAGUUCAACUCAUGUUACACGGUCGACCACUGGAAAGCAGCGAAACGCAUCCUUCGGUACCUAAGCGGUACAAAGACGGUUGGACUUCUCUUCAAGCAGACGGGAGAUGAUCUAUAUGGUGUGGUCGACGCUGAUUGGGGAGGAAACUUGACAGAUCGACGUUCCUACUCCGGUCAAGCAUUUGUAUUGGCAGGCGCCGCCAUAAGUUGGGAGGCGCGCAAGCAACGUACUGUUGCAUUAUCAAGCACAGAAUCGGAGUAUUUAGCCAUGUCCGAGGCAGUGAAGGAAGCUUUAUACUUGAAGGCGCUUUUGAACAGGAUUGGUCUAAAGUUUAAGUGCGUGAGCAUCUUCAAUGACAAUGAAAGCGCUAAGCACUUGGUCAAAGGUUUUGGAUUCCAUCCUCGCACAAAACACAUAGACGUGCGGCACCACUUUAUCCAGGAGUAUAUGUGGAGUAUAUGCAGACAGAGCGUAUGCCCGCAGAUGUUCUAA